This is a messenger RNA of Enterobius vermicularis (human pinworm), 606 nucleotides long. The record is from the annotation of a GenBank genome assembly. NCBI's taxonomy places the organism in Eukaryota, Metazoa, Nematoda, Chromadorea, Rhabditida, Oxyuridae.
AUGCCGGUACUAUUAAAGGCUGCAAUAGAUCGAUCUGGCUUCCAGUCUUAUAGUUCGGAUGCUCGGCGUUCAGUCGUUGGUAUUGCUGCGGAUCAGUCUAACGCCGGUGGUCAUCAUUAUCUGCGUACCCUUGAACGGCAGAAUACUACUGCUUCAGCAUUAAGUCAUCGUAGCGGAGUUUCGGUAAAUGUUGAUGCGUAUAAAUCGGCACAGCCGCCAGCAAUACCGCAAUCAAAGACUGUUUUACAAAAAGUAAAAUGGUUUUACAAACACUGUCACAUCAACUAUUUAUUGCCAUUGGUAUUUGUAAUGCUUUAUAUGUUUGUUGGUGCAGUAAUAUUUUUGGUACUUGAAGAAGGCUAUGAUGAGGCCAAAAAACUUGAAAACUAUCAUAACUAUUUAAAUGAACGUGAACUGUUGAUAAAACGAAUGGAAGAAAUAUUAAUUGAUUUGGCUGCGGAAAGACCUGGUAGACGAAGGAUAUUUAUUGAAGAGGCUGUCGAUUAUUUUCAUAAUCAAGUUGGAUUUUUGGUUACAAAUCAAACUGAUUGGUCGUUAGUAACAGCACUUUAUUAUUCCGGAACAGUUUUCACUACAAUAGGUUAG